AUGCAGCGAAAUUCUGUUUGCCAAAAUAAGCAAAAAUUUAUUUUGAGAUUGGUCGUUGAUCAAAGAAAAAUUCAAUCUGAAACUUCAUUGCCACGAAAAACUGAAUCUGAAUCUUCAUGCCACGAAAUUCCGUUUCCCAAAACAUCAAAACAAGAUCUUGUUGUAAAUCUAGUCGUUGAUCAAGGAAAAACUCAAUCUGAAGCUUCAUCGUUAACAGGAGUUAAUCGAAACACAAUACAAUCAAUUUUAAGAAGGUACGAUCGAACGAAUUCAACACUUCCUGGUUCUAGAGGUGGCGCUCGUCACGUUAUUUUUAAUGAAGAGAUUAGAAGAAGAAUUGAAGAGCUUAUAAACGAUAACACAACAACAACUGUAAUUGAAAUUAAAUAUGCUUUAAAUGUAAAUGUAUCAAUUAAAACUGUCUGGAGAUGGGUGACCAAUCUUGGAUACACAUAUAAAAUUACUCGACCAAUUUAUGAAAGAAGAAAUGGCAAUGAUGUAAAAAAUCUUCGUAUUGAAUAUGUUACGUGGUAUACUUCAAUCUCGCCUAUUAAUCGCUAUCGAAAUAUUGUUUUUAUUGAUGAAAGUUCAUUUAAUUUACACAUGUUUCGCAGUCAUUCAUGGGCAAGAAGAGGAGUAACACCAAACCCGAUCAUUCACCCUAGGCAACGUAACGUUUUGAUGAUAUUGGCCGUCGAUGGUUUAAAUAUUAUUCACUGCAAAGCUGUCAGUGUGUCAGUCAACACAGAUUUGUUUCAAGAAUAUAUUGAUGAAGUUGUACGAGUUUUGGGGACAGAGGAAGAAUUCACCCUGGUGAUGGAUAAUGUCAGAAUCCAUCAUAAUGUAGAGAUGAGGGCUCAGAACAUUCAAAUAAAAUAUUUGCCACCAUAUUCACCAUUCUUAAAUCCGUGUGAAAAGAUUUUUUUUUUAUCUUAA
This is a messenger RNA of Hydra vulgaris (swiftwater hydra), 936 nucleotides long. RefSeq lists its product as uncharacterized. Gene Ontology annotation, molecular function: DNA binding. The record is from RefSeq and is a predicted model, not a curated record. Gene Ontology annotation, biological process: regulation of DNA-templated transcription. Lineage: Eukaryota; Metazoa; Cnidaria; Hydrozoa; Anthoathecata; Hydridae.